GACGUCAGAUCAGUUUCAACCAAAACAACAUUCUGCAGUGCAAAAAAUACAUUUAAUGUUAAACAAAGGAAAGUUCUGUAGCAUUAGUUCAAACUGUAGUCAUCCUGCCGGCACUUAACUAGGGGCAGUAUGGUGUCCCCUGCCUCAGUGGUAAAGAGUGAAGGGCCAAAGCUGGUUCCCUUUUUCAAAGCCACAUGUGUCUACUUUGUCCUAUGGCUGCCAACAUCUACACCUUCGUGGUUCAGUGCCCUCAUCAAGUGUCUGCCAAUCUUUUGUCUAUGGGUCUUCCUUUUGGCACAUGGCAUCAGCUUCAUGACCUCACAUUGUGCUGCUCAUAGGAUACUUGCAGGACUGAUAUUUUCAGCAUUAGGAGAUGCUUUUCUGAUCUGGCAGGAACAAGGUUACUUCACUCAUGGUCUGCUGAUGUUUGCUAUCACACACAUCUUGUACUCAUCAGCAUUUGGGAUGAAACCUUUGAAUCUGAAGGCUGGUUUGGUUUUUGCACUGAUAUCUGGUCUUUGUUACUCUUUCAUGUACUCAUGCCUGUCUGGCCCACUGACUUAUCUGGUUGGGGUCUAUGUUGCCCUGAUUGGUUUCAUGGGGUGGCGGGCCAUUGCUAGACUACAGCUGUGCAAUGACUUAUGGACAUGGACGAAACUAUCUGCAUGUAUCGGCGCAGUACUCUUCAUUGUAUCAGAUCUGUCCAUUGCAGUCAACAAGUUCUGUUUCCCUGUACCAUACUCACGUGCCAUUAUCAUGGCCACCUACUAUGCUGCUCAGAUGCUGAUUGCCCUAUCUGCUGUUGAGUGUAGGGAUGAAACUCACCUCAAAAAGAUGAACUAAUUCAGGUGACUACCAGAACUUUUGUUAGUUAAAUGAGUGGUACUGGUAAUUACACUUAGGGAUGCUUCUGGCAGUUGUCUGGUCCUCUAAUAGAAUUUUCAGUACCUAUAAUGUAUGUUUUUUUUUUAUUUAAGUAGCUUUUACACAGUUGUUAUAUUGAUAUAUGCACAUGUAAUGUAGAGGAUUAGACUUAAAAUCUUGAGUUUUUCAUUUAUUAGUAGGUAUUAUUUCUCAUUUUUCUUACAAAAAAAGAUCUACAUUUCAUGUCUUAAAUCAAUUUGGGGCAUUCUAAGAAAGAAAAUAAUUUUAUUCCAGUAACAAUGCUGAAUGGAACGACUUUCAUAUAUUUAAUGUAUUCUACAAUGCUAAAGCUGAAUGUUAUGAAAUGUUACCGUCCACAAUGACUUUCUUCUUACAUUAGUUAAAGGACUUUAAAUUCUAGUUUUCCACCAAACAGCAUUAACUUUGCGUGCUGAUCUGAAAUCAGUUGUGAGUUAAGUUCACUGAAAAGACAGUAUUUUCAGGCAGGUAAAUAUCAUUUUGUGUUGACAGAGGCUGUGGUAUACAGUCAGAAAACUUACAGACCCAAUAUAUUAGCAUUUUAUAUGUUUAGAAGUAGAGGAAAUGUGACUAGAUGUUUACUAAAUUCAAUCCAGUGUAAUGUUAGGAAAAAAGUCAAUAUUUAAACACAUUGACCUAUCAGUUGUGAAUUAUAUAUAUCUUGAGUUGUUGCAGUGCAUGUGGAAUCAAUGUAUAGAAGCCAUUUUGAGGCAUAUGUUCCAUAUGUUUUUAUGACCCUCUUAGUUUGUUCUGCUUUAAAAUUUUAUACAUUACCAUAAGUAUCUGUUUGAAUGGCAGUAAUUACUUCCAUCGGAGUUACAAAGUCUAAUUAUGGUUUGUUAUGAUAAAUGAGAAGUGAAACAUUUACAUCUUCUUCAAUGCAAAAAUGUAUUAUUGUUGUACUAUAUGUAAAAUGACCAUACUGCUUCCUUUAUAUCACUUACCUCAGUCACCGUCAUUUAGGCCUCCAAAAAGAAUAUUUCAGAAGAAAAGCCGUAUGUGGACCAGAUGUAAAGCCAAACCCCACUGUUCCUUAUCUGGAAAAUGCUCUGUUUUGGUACUUUCACAAACGUUACUCUUUACCAUCCUUAAUGAUUAUGGAUUUCAGUGUCAUGCAGUUACUGAACGUACUUGCAGAUGGAUAAAAGCAGCAUUGUAUGGAGAUAUAAUGUAGUAGUGCAUUUAACAUAAAAGCACUUAAAGAGCUGUUUAGAAUCUAUACAUUCUAUAUUAGAUUCGUUAUUGGUUUGCAUUUGCUUUAAUGAAAAGCUGGAAAAAUAAUA
Protopterus annectens (West African lungfish) is the source of this 2186-nucleotide messenger RNA. RefSeq names its product transmembrane protein 86A (gene TMEM86A). The record is from RefSeq and is a predicted model, not a curated record. The transcript has 3 exons. Gene Ontology annotation, cellular component: membrane. NCBI's taxonomy places the organism in Eukaryota, Metazoa, Chordata, Ceratodontiformes, Protopteridae. The coding region runs from base 130 to 843 and encodes 237 amino acids.